Molecule: messenger RNA, 3594 nt
Organism: Acanthisitta chloris (rifleman)
Lineage: Eukaryota; Metazoa; Chordata; Aves; Passeriformes; Acanthisittidae
Gene: ALPK1
Product: alpha-kinase 1
Exons: 13
Coding region: 1-3594 (1197 amino acids)
Biological process (GO): protein phosphorylation
Molecular function (GO): ATP binding; protein serine/threonine kinase activity
Source: RefSeq, a predicted model, not a curated record
AUGAAUAAUCAACACGCCGUGGCCGCGCUGCUGCAGGAGUGCGAGAGAGCUCUGGAUGCUCUCCUGUCGCCACGGGCUGGCACGGGAGAGGGAGACGAGCAGGAAUACCGUCGAUGCCAAGCUUUGCUUCCUGAGGACUUGAGGACCCUUCUGGAGGAGGCAAAGGAAAUGAAGUGGCCCUUUGUGCCGGAGAAGUGGCAAUACAAACAAGACCUUGGCCCAGAAGACAAAACAAAUCUGCAAGAUAUGAUCAGCACGAGGCUCCCUGACUUGCUGGUUUAUCUGAAAGCCUCCAUCGUGGCCAAGGACUGUGCCACAGCUACUGCUGUUGUGUUCCUGAUUGACAGAUUCCUGUACUGGAUUGAUGCCUCCAGCUCACUCCUCCGGAUUGCCAAGGGCCUGCACAGACUGCAGCCUGCUGCACCCAUCAGUCCUCAGGUGCUCAUCCGCCAGGCUCGCCUCGCUGUCAACACAGGUAAACUUUUAAAAGCUGAAUACAUCCUAAGCAGCCUCAUUAAUGACAAUGGAGCAACAGGUACCUGGAAAUAUGCAAAGGAGAGCGACCGGAUUCUUGUCCAGGCAGUCUGCUUACAAAUCAGGGGGCAGAUUCUGCAAAAGCUUGGGAUGUGGUAUGAGGCAGCAGAGUUGAUUUGGGCCUCAGUCGUGGGAUACUUCCAACUUCCUCAGCCAGAUAAAAAGGGAAUUGCUACUUCCUUGGGAAUUAUGGCAGACAUCUUUGCUUCCAUGAAUGAGCAGGAUUAUGCACGUUUUAAAAUCAAUGCUGACAUUGACCUGAGCCUCCUCCAAGGGUUCAACCAUCGCUUGUUAUCUGCUGCCCAGGCCUGCAAGCUAGCAGCAGCCUACAGCCAGUACACCCCUCUGUUUGUCCUCACAGCCGUGAACAUCCGUGGGAUGUGUUUGCUGUCCUACAGUCACUCCAAGGACUGUCCCCCAGAAAAGAGACAGUUCUACUUGUCUGAAGCCAAAGAAUCCUUUGAGAUUGGCCUCCUCACCAAGAACAACCAGAGCCCCAUCACCAGCAAGCAGGAGCUCCACAGCUUUAUUAAAGCUGCUUUCUGCCUCAUGACUGUGCACCGAUGGCUCCAUGGAGAGAGUGAGGAGCUCCAGAAGGUCAGUCAGCUGUGCAGGGAAGCCUUGGGCAAGCUGCACUCAUACAGCACUUCAUUUGCAGGAGAGGAAGAGAAAGGCACACUUGCCAAAGAGAUCAUGGCUCUGAUUGCAUCUGUGAAGAAGCGCCUGUGUGUGGAGACAUUCCCUAAUUCCGAUGCCAGGUCUUAUGUCCCAGACAGUUACAAAGGCACAGUGGAAAAACCUGUCCUGCAAGGGCAAGCCAGCUUUGAGAAAAUCCUUGCCAAGCAUUCUCAGCAUCACUUGUCAGUGUGCCAAGUGUUUGAAAAGUCUUGCAGGAUUCACAAAGCCACACCAGGAGAAUCCCAGGUGGGAGCUUGUAUCACAACCUUAAGGACAGAGACCAAAACCACAGACACUGUGUGCACUACUGAAGAAAUAGUUCACCAGAGGGGAGGAGCUGUGAAAAUGUUGGACUCAGCAGCAGCAGGAAGCAGCUCAGAGGGACUCAGUGGCCUGAGAAAUCAAGGCAUUUGUUCUGGUGUGAUGAAAAUUUCCUUUGAAGAAGAGAUUGAGCCAUUAGGAAUGGAAGUAAAUGAUGAAAGUGGCGUUUUCAGCAGUGGGCAAAACAGGAGUCAAACCACUAGUUCUGACAGCUCUUGGUGCAAACUGUCAAAAUCCAGUUACUCUUCCAGCUGGGAGGAGCUAAACCGUGGUAGCAGCAGAGAGUCUCUCAGGGAAGAGCAGCAGCGGGAGAAGGGAUUGGUGGAGGAGCAGUGCUGCACCACAGAAACUGAAGAAAAUGGCCAAGCCAUGUCAUUGCUCUCAUUGCCUCCCAGAGCCUGGCAUCCUGCUCUUCAGCAGCCUCUCUGUAGCUGUGGGGGACCUCCUCAGCCUUCCUUUGAAGGAGGUGCAUAUCGAGCUGGGAGGACGGUGGAAAAGUCAUCUCUCUGUGGAGAAGAACUGCAGGGGGGAAGACACCAUGGAAGGAGCUCUUCAGAAAAGAAAGCAAAGGACCUGAAUAAUGUGUUUACUUCCCUUUCCACCUCUUACUCUAUUCUUACCACUUCAGAGGAGAAGUCCUCCCAUGUGGAUCUGGGCUGCAGGACCAAGGACAGCAGCAGGGAGGGAGGUGUUGGCCAUGUUGAGUGUGUCCACCCAGGAGGACCUGCAGGUAGCACAGAGGAUCCCUCGUUUGCGGCACAGCCUCCCACACAUGGGAGUGCUUCUGUACUCUCAAGGAGCAUCAAGCCAAAACUAGGCAGUGAUGCCUCUGUGUGUGACUGGCUGAGGAAAUCUGCCCUGGUGGGGGACAGAUCUGUCCAAGUGCCCACAGUUGACACCCAAGCAGAAACUGUAGAUGACACAGAAUUUGAUAUCAUCACUGUUGGAGACUUAGUAAACAAUUAUGCUCCAAUGCAUCAAGCAGUUCCCUGUGCACCAAAAGCUUUGCCCUCGGGGGGAAAGAUACCCACAACCGAACAAUUUGAGUGUGCCACCACUGAGGAAGGCGAAGAGAAGCCUCAGGACAUGGUGAGCAGCAAGAGACAAUGCAAUUCACCUCCGAGUUCAUGGAUCAAAUUGUCACAGAAGCCCGCGAGUUCCCCUGAAGGUCCACUUCUGAUCCCAAGGGGAAGUGGCUUUGCCUUCACGCCUGGGAGAAGGCAGGAAGAAACACCUGAUGCUCGAUUUCUGAGGGAUGAGGACUACAAGCAGCUUCUGGCAGGAGUGGAGCAUAAUUGGCUUGUCAACAGACUGUUGCCUACUGGGAUUUUUAAGCCCAAAGAGCUCUGUAAAACAUACUCUGCUCUUCUUUUCAAAUACUCCAAGAAAUCUGGCCUGUGGACAGCUCAGGAGACAGCUGUGUUCAUUGGGGACUACCUCAGGGUGGCAAAUGAAGGAAAGCAGAGAAGAGCCUUUUGGAUACACUUCCUGCACCAAGAGGAAACCCUGGGAAGGUAUGUUGGGAAGGAAUAUAAAAAAGAAAAAGGACUCCUCCAUCAUUUCAGUGACGUGGAGAGGCAGAUGACUGCCCAGUACUACGUGACAGAGUUCAACAAGAGGCUGUAUGAGCAAAAGAUCCCUACCCAGAUCUUUUACAUCCCAUCUGCAGUACUCCUGAUCCUGGAAGACAGAACUAUAAAAGGCUGUGUGACUGUGGAGCCCUACAUCCUUGGGGACUUUGUGAAGUUAUCCAACAACAAGAAGGUAGUCAAGAACGAGUACAAAGCCACAGAGUAUGGCCUGGCUUAUGGCCACUUCUCCUAUGAGUUCUCCAACGGCACAGACGUCGUCGUUGACCUGCAAGGUUGGGUGACAGGGAAUGGGAAAGGCCUCAUCUACCUCACAGACCCCCAGAUCCAUUCUCUGAAUAGCAGAGAUGUCUCACGCUCCAACUUUGGGAAGGAAGGAAUUUACUACUUCUUUAAUGAUCAGCACAUGGAGUGCAAUGAGAUCUGUCGCCGCCUGUCCUUGACAAGGCCCUCAGUGGAGCUGCCAGCAUAG